Molecule: messenger RNA, 1731 nt
Organism: Symsagittifera roscoffensis
Lineage: Eukaryota; Metazoa; Xenacoelomorpha; Acoela; Convolutidae
Product: arylsulfatase B-like
Exons: 4
Coding region: 1-1731 (576 amino acids)
Source: RefSeq, a predicted model, not a curated record
AUGUGCUCGAGAAGCAUCCUGCUGAGAGAAGCCUCAACUACCUUAGUAACUCUUAUCGUCCUCGCUGUUUCAUCACUUGCGACCGCUUCUGAGCAUUCAACAAGAAGAGAUGCCACGCAGCCGAACAUUGUGUUCAUACUAGCGGAUGAUUUAGGCUGGAAUGAUGUUGGCUUCCACGGCAGUCGGCAAGUGAAGACACCGAAUAUUGACAAGCUGGCGGAAGAGGGUCUGAUUCUGAACAAUUAUUAUGCGCAACCGGUGUGCUCGCCUAGUAGGGCAGCACUGAUGACUGGUAGGUACCCGAUCAGGACAGGUCUGCAGUUUGCGAUGAUCCGCAACGAUCAGAGAGUAGGUGUACCCCUGGACAUGAAACUUCUUCCCCAACACCUCAGCGAUCUCGGAUAUGAGAACCACGCAGUCGGCAAGUGGCAUCUAGGAUAUUUUGCAGAAGAAUAUCUGCCAACAUUCCGGGGUUUCAAAACAUUCUAUGGACUCUACAAUGCCAAGGGUGACUUCUGGAGUCAUUGGGACGGAGAGAAGGCAAAUCUCGGACUGGACUGGCACUUGGACAUAGGAAAAUUUAACCGGACAAUUUUAGUGGACGAAAUGGGCAUUUACUCAACGCGUGCGUUUUCAGCAAGGGCCACCAAGUUGAUAUCAGAGCAUGAUUUCGAAAGCAAGCCUCUCUUUCUGUAUCUGCCAAUCACUGCACCCCACCAAGCCCAAAGGUAUGACCCGGUUCAAGUCCCGAGAGAUGCAGAAAAGAAAGCGACGGGAACUUAUCACGUUCAGCGCAGAAAGUAUUUGGGCAUGCUGUCAGAAAUGGACACGCUUGUAGGACAAGUCAGAGCAUCUUUGGAGUCUCAAGGAGUCCUCGACAACACAAUCAUUAUCUUCAGUUCUGACAAUGGUGGAACAGCCAACGGACAGUUUGACAACUGGGGAAGUAACUUCCCAUUGAGGUCAGUCAAAGCAUUUCUUUACGAGGGGGGAGUUCGAGUUACCGGACUCAUUUGGGGGAAACCGAUCAAAAACCGAGCAGGGCAAGUUUCUACUGAAAUGAUGCAUAUCAGUGAUUGGUAUCCGACUCUCUAUAGCUUUGCAGGGGGAAAUGUUGCGGAUUUAGACGAUAUUGACAGCUAUGACAUGACAAACGUUUUGACAGGCAAUAAUGUAACAUCGCCAAGAACGGAAUUUGUCAUUAACUUCGAUCCAGCCGAAUGCUCAAAAGGCAUGAGAGUUGGCAAGUAUAAAUAUCUGUUAAACCCGAAUGACUUCUUCAACAAGAAUUUCGACGACUGGUACCAAGCUCCUGGAGAGUGUCCAGGCGCCAAUGAAACCAUGAUUCCAAACACAACGCCUUCUCAGAUAACAUGCGAACCGGUGCCUCGUACACGGAAAGUCGACCUCAGGUGCUUCUCGGAGAAAAGUGGUUUGAAUGAAUGCUUGUAUGACAUCGAAAACGACCCUUGCGAGUACUACAACCUGAUAGAUGACAAGAAAUAUCUAUCGGUAAAAGAAAACAUCCUGGAGCGAAUUAAGUUUUGGGAAAUGAAACAAGUUCAGCCCCUGAUGCCUCCGUCUGAUGCGAGUGCAAACCCCAAGUUUUUCAAUUACACGUGGAAUCCCUGGACAAAAAACACUACUCUCGAUCUACGCAUACGAAAAUACGCGCCUCACUCGAAGAAUUGUUCUUUUCUGUCAACUUCCAGCACCAGCGAACCGUUUUAG